AGCAAUUUGCAAAUUUGUUUUAUUUUUCUUCUUCAAACUGUAAUGGUUUUCCAGUGUUGUACACGUUCAUUUCAUUCUAUUUUGCAGUAGUUAUACAAAACUCUAUUUAUUUUAUUUGUUGUUAAUACUUUCUUCGUAAUCUAAUCAGCCACCACCACCGCCCAUAAACAAUGUUGAAAAUCUAAGCGACUAAAACUAAAUACAAAAUUUAGCGCAAACAAUUAUUGUAGGUGGUGGCCACCUCUUCUAUCAGAACGCUCAUAAGAAACAUCCAUAAAAUGGACAACGAAAAUGAGGUUUUGUGCGAAAAAAUCAUCAACGAAAUUAAUGCAGUUUUUAUCAAGGAUCCCGAUUUGUGUUCCUUCGAAAUAAUUCCUACAAUUUUGAAUCAAAAUAAAUCGCCCGUUAUCCAUGUAGAUCACAAUCUGGGCCUUGAAUCGUGGUGUGCCAAGCAUGUCUAUGAUUUUGCGCACAAAACUAUAAUUUCGUUGAAACUUUCGAAUCGCCAUCUUUAUAAUAACGAUACAAUCAUUAAGUAUAUUAAUAUUGCGCUUUUAAUUAACCCAGAUGUGACAUCGUUUUGGCACAUCCGGCGUCAACUGAUCCAGAAGAACAAACUCAAAGUGCACAAAGAGUUUCAGUAUUCCGCGCUUGUUUUGAGCAAAAAACCAAAAUCUAGUGAAGCUUUUGCCUAUCGACGAUGGCUGUUUUCAUUUCAAAGUAUCGAAUCAAUUGAUUGGCCAAUGGAAAUUGGUAUUUGCGAUCGAUGUGCAGAUAAAAGUUCGAGCAACUAUCACGCAUGGUCCCAUCGACAAUGGGUAUUGCAAAAGGAACCGCAACUCCUAAAGACCGAGAUUAUGCUAACUGAAAAGUUUAUGCGCAAACAUAUAAGUGACUAUAGUUGCUAUCAAUAUCGACAAGUAGUUCUGUAUAAGCUUUUCGAAGUAAGUUAUUACGACAGCGAUGAAAUCACCAACAACCUUAAUUACAUAAGGGACCUUAUAAAUUUUUAUCUCAUUGACGGAGUACAAUCAGCAGAAAAUAUUGUUAGCACAUUACUGCCAGGAAGCGAUUUACAGGCAAUGGGCGAAGACAAGGUGAAGUCGUUUCUCUUCUGCUGCAAUCUAGCUGCCUACGAUAUAAAAUUCUGUGAUGACCAGAAAAAUAUGUUCGGGACACGCGAAUCAUUUGAAAAUCAUCGCCGUGCGAUGCUUAAAUUUAUCGUUGAUCAUUGCGUCAAAUUAAAUAGCACAAGUGACUUUUAUCAGCAACCGCUUUCCAAAGUCUCAAAAUACGAUUAUUCGUCAAAUGCAUUUUUGUCAGCUUUAAAAAAGUCAGAAGGCUUAAUGGGCGAACGCCACCGACGAUGGUGUAACCUGUUCCUAGGCUUUGACUAUGCUAAUUGAUAUUCUCUCUUUUUCUCUCUUCUUUUUUUAUUCCUUUUACAUUACAGCUGUAUUACAAUCUUUUCUUCCACAAGUCUUUUACUAUUAAUUAAACAAAUAAAAGUAAAUAACAGUUACAAAGCAAUAAUGUUAGUUACACCUCUGCGAAAUACUUUUCUAUUUUGUUUUUGUUAAAUUAACUUUUCAUUGCCAACUUUGCAAAAUAUGUAAUAUUCUUUAAGUAGACAAAUUUGUAGAUUAUAUUUUAAUGAUAAAAGAAAACAGAAUUUGCACGUUAUUUUAAAUAACGGAUAUUACCUCGUAUAUAUUAUAAUAAAGCUAAAAAUGUUAUUUAAAAGUAAAAGUAAAAUAUAAAAUAAAUAAAUGAGUUAUGUUAUUAAAUCAAGCGAUAUAUUAA
This is a messenger RNA of Eupeodes corollae, 1803 nucleotides long. It is a transcript of the gene temp, whose product is annotated as protein prenyltransferase alpha subunit repeat-containing protein 1-B. Gene Ontology annotation, cellular component: cytoplasm. Bases 279 to 1406 code for a protein of 375 amino acids. Lineage: Eukaryota; Metazoa; Arthropoda; Insecta; Diptera; Syrphidae. Gene Ontology annotation, biological process: protein prenylation. The record is from RefSeq and is a predicted model, not a curated record. The transcript has 3 exons. Gene Ontology annotation, molecular function: protein prenyltransferase activity.